AACUUGAAGCUGAGGAAGAAAACAAAAUACUCUUGUUGUUGAUAUUUGUAUAUACUGCUCGUGUGUAUGUAUAUUUUGUGUUUUCUUUUUUUCUUUUUGUCGCGCCUCUUUCUGACGCUUGUCGUCUGCUCUGACUCAAAAGGGACGAGGUGCACUCACUCGCGCCUAGAUUUGUGUUUUUUUAUGGUUUUAUUAGAGUCACUCUAGUUUUAAUUGGAUAAUGCCUUUUUUGUCCUCAAUCUGCCGGAGCAACAAAGCCAAAGCCCUACUUAAUAAUAUUCGCCUAAUAUUCCCAAUUUGGAAGGAUAAAGGACAAUGCGUUGCAGACGUUACCAACACGUUGUCUUUACAAUUUAACGAUGACCUUGAAACAAGAAUCUUUGGUUAUGGGUACAAAAUCUUACCAGCAGGCACAAUGGAUACAUGUGCCAGUGGCGUUCUUGUUUACGGCGUAUCUCGGUUCACGUCUUUAGUGCGAUGGUUCCGAGUCGGAGACAGAAAAUACAUCGUGAAAGGUCGUUUGGGGGUACAGACCAGUACAUACGAUGCCACUGGCGACGUUGUAGGGACCGCGCCAUAUGAGCACAUAACAGGAACAGAUAUGAAAAACGUGUUCGUUCAGAGUCUGGGAGAGUUUGAGCAAAAUCGGCCUCCUCCUCCUGACAGCGUGGUGGCCAGCACUGUGGUGGCAAAGCGUCCAGUCGUCUGCCAUUCGAUUGAGUUGGCCUCCCUAGAGCCACCGGAUUUCAAGCUCGAGGUCCACUGCGGCGCUGGUUGCAACAUGCGCUCGCUGGUGCACGACAUUGGGAAAGCCUUAGGUAGCAUGGCGCAUGUAACAUCUCUGGAACGCCAUCAGCAUGGGCCCUUCACGCUGGAACACGCCUUGCCCAGUUACAGAUGGUCGUGGGAAGAGGUCGUGGCCCAUUCAGAAGCCCUGCGUCCCCUCUGGUACCCCUACAUGACAGAGAUGGCCAAAAGCAUGCACGACAAGCCCCAUCUCUAUCAAGGACGUGCUCGAUAUCAAUAGAAUAAAUAUGUUGUCUUCAACAGUUA
Messenger RNA from Ornithodoros turicata, 1053 nucleotides. Its product is annotated as pseudouridylate synthase TRUB1-like. The record is from RefSeq and is a predicted model, not a curated record. The transcript is spliced from 7 exons. NCBI's taxonomy places the organism in Eukaryota, Metazoa, Arthropoda, Arachnida, Ixodida, Argasidae. Gene Ontology annotation, biological process: mRNA pseudouridine synthesis; tRNA modification. Gene Ontology annotation, cellular component: mitochondrion. The coding region runs from base 221 to 1027 and encodes 268 amino acids. Gene Ontology annotation, molecular function: pseudouridine synthase activity; RNA binding.